AUGUUGCCAACGAUAGUAGGUGUCACAGGAAUGUGGCAUCCGGGAAGCUGCUUUGACGACCUCGCAGCUGUCUUUGAGAAGAGAGGUUAUCCAUUUGUUAGUCAAGAUGCUCCCGGUAUUCUCUCAGAAGAUCCUAUCAACAGCACGGUCGACAUGGAUGCUGAAUCGCUCCGACAAAACAUCCUUCUUCCAUUGCUCUCCGAAGGCAAAGAUAUUAUUCUUCUUAUGCACUCAUAUGGUGGCGUUUACGGGUCAGCCGCUGUGCAUGGCUUGAGUCGUAAAGAAAGGGAAAAGGCAGGCCAGGAAGGUGGUAUAGUUGGCCUUGUAUAUGUCACAGCUGUUACGCCUGCUGUUGGAAAAUCCUUGCUAGACAUGAUGGGACUCACUCCGGAAAAUCUACCACCGCAUGUUGUGUUGAAUGAAUCAACAGGACAAAUCAUGUUGAUUGAAGCAGACAAAUAUAUGUAUCACGAUAUUCCGACAUCUGACGCCGAUAAAUGGAUUGCCAAGAUCAAACCCCAGGCUUUCAACUCCGUCAACACGGCGAUUUCAUAUUCUCCUUUAGCAGACUCGAAUUAUGAAGGUUCAUUUGGAUAUAUAUUCUGUGGGAACGACAGAGUUCUCCCAUUGGAGGCUCAGAAAUAUUAUGCAGACAUAUCUGGGAUUAAGAACACUGUACUCGUUGAAGCUGCAUCGCAUGCAUUUUUUGUCGGCACUUGUGAGGAAACAGUUGCUGCCACUAUCUCACUGUCGAAAUCUAUUGCAAUUGCUAGCUAA
Messenger RNA from Trichoderma breve, 777 nucleotides. RefSeq names its product alpha/beta hydrolase family domain-containing protein. Bases 1 to 777 code for a protein of 258 amino acids. The transcript is spliced from 2 exons. The record is from RefSeq and is a predicted model, not a curated record. NCBI's taxonomy places the organism in Eukaryota, Fungi, Ascomycota, Sordariomycetes, Hypocreales, Hypocreaceae.